This is a messenger RNA of Aspergillus brunneoviolaceus CBS 621.78, 965 nucleotides long. RefSeq lists its product as uncharacterized. NCBI's taxonomy places the organism in Eukaryota, Fungi, Ascomycota, Eurotiomycetes, Eurotiales, Aspergillaceae. Bases 206 to 874 code for a protein of 222 amino acids. The transcript has a single exon. The record is from RefSeq and is a predicted model, not a curated record.
GCGGUCAGAGCGGGUUAACCCAAUUAGGAACCUCAGAAAUACAUGUGUAAGACUGCCAUGGAAGCGAUUAUCCAUGCUUUACAUGGACGGCGGCUGCUGCUGCUGCGAGACUAUCUACAUCUGUUACAGUACGUGUUGACCGAUUUUCCGUUUCAGAUAAGGUUAGGACAAAGAAUGCAAUCAUCCAAGAAACCGUCAUCUCGCAAUGGAUUUUGGGGGAGGGAGGAAGGAGAGAAGAAAUUCAAUGGCCUCCGGGCUUAUCCAUCCCUCCCCACCCUCUCGUGUCCGGGCCCAGAACGCCGAUCAGGAACCUGUCUGCCAGGCGAGCGAUUUUUUUGGUGACCCGCAUGACGCAACGCAAUGUGGCUGGGAUGCUGUCGUCUGUCUAGUCAACGCAACGCAACCCGCCGUCGGCAUUCAUAGAACAAAAAAAAAUCUCUCAAUGACUGACUCAAACUUUAGGAGGCGGUUAAUCCCCUCCUGUCUGGUCUUUUGUCAGGGGACAAUUUUUUUCGUGUUGGAUGGAUGGACUAGAAUUUGGGUUGCAUGGGUCAUGAGGGAUAAUUCGACAUGCCACCAGAUCGAAUCAUCUGGCGGAACUGGAUGGGAGAUCUCGAUCCGAGGUCCAUGGUACCAAGAGUUCUUCAGUAGUCAAAACAACGGAGGCGAACGGGAAUCAACUACUGCAGUGGCACAGUGGGUGCCAGGCAGUGUGAGAAGACGAGACGAGACGAAGACCACGUCAACCAUGUCUGCAUGCCUGCUGUUUUCGCCCGGCCUUGAGUUUCUGCAAGAUGCAACGGCGGGUCGGGGAUUGAGGGAAGAACUCGAGGACUCGAUCAUGAUUGGAAUUUUGGGAUGCUCAUAUUUGUAGUUAUGGAGAGGCGAGAGGCAGGGUAAUCGUACUGUGUCGAGGGAGGCAGAUAAGCUUGGAGUACUUGAUUUUGGGUGGAAGAAAAGAGAAG